AUGGCUUCAUCUACGAGCAAUCCUCCGGCUUCAGAAGCAUCGCCUCUCCUCAUAAACGCCUCUGGCAGUGCGCCGCGACCUACACCUUCACCUAAACCGACUCGCAAUGUCACCUUCAACCCGCAGAUCUCCACCUCGAGCCCGCCGAAACGGCGACCUGUACUUCCCUCUUCGUCAUCCCAAGGCACCUCCGUCGCCACGACAGCGCGCGAUACGAGCAGCGCAGGGCCUUUGUCCGCGUUGAACAGCAAGCUUAGGAGACGAAACAGUUCCGGCGCGGCCUUACAAUUGCCUCCUCAGCUUCCCGCGUCGAAGAUUGGACCCAUGCGGACUUCACGUACCGCGCAAAAGCUGAAACUGCUCCCGAAUCCAGAUGUGGCGGAUGAUGGACUGGACGACGAGAGCGGACGGGAUGUCUACUCCCAGUUCACGCGGAUAAAAGACCCCACAGCUCGUCGGGAUGCAGCGAGACUGGGUAAAGAGGAUCGCCAGAGAUUACCUCGGGUGACGGCUCAUUGCACAGCGGGCGGAUAUCGAAUCGAGGAAGUGAUGAGGUUCCUAAAGGGAAGAAUGAAGACGAAAGGCACGAACCCGAAGCUUUUCGAUGAGUGUCUGUAUUCGCCCUACGCGUAUCGGAAAGAGGGAGGAGCUGCGCGGAAAAGAAGAGAGAGUGGAGAUCUGGACGAGGGGCCCGCAGAUCCAAAGCAGGUGCACAGCCAGCCACUGAGACGGUUCUCGGAUAGCGCUCUAGCAGUCGAUGAGAAUGCGGAGCGGAGAAGAGAAGACUUGAUCGAUCUGAAUCAAGCGGAGGCGACAAAUGAGAGCGCGAUCGAUGCAGGCGAGUCAAGUAGUCACCAUGCGGAAGCAAUAUCAAUGGACGACACUGCGCUUGAGACUCGACCACUAACACCAGAUCUUGACACGACUGUACACACCCCGGAAGUCUUCCUCUUCGAAUACGGCGUAGCAGUCCUGUGGGGCAUGACCGUUAAGGAGGAACAACGAUUCUUGAAGGAGAUAUCCAAGUUUGAGCAAGAAAAACUGGGCAAAGAUGAUGUGCAGACGGAGGAGUUCAAUUUCUACUACACAAGGGAGUAUCAGGCGAGAAUCUACAACGAUUUCAUCUCGUUGAGGGACAAGAAGAAUUACAUGACCAAGCUGGCCAUCAGUCAUGCUUUGGCACAGUCGACAAAGGUGAGUCAGAGCUUCCGCUGUUACUGAAGCGAUUUACUAACAUGCGUGUGCCACAGACGUCCCUGUUUGAAGAUCUCGUCGACGCUACCAUCAGCACCACACAAGGAAUCCCAUCUCAGAUCGCUACGACGGGACGCAUCAAUCUCACUCGAAAGGAGAUCAAUAUGCAAAUCGGCGAGCUCUUCAUUCUACGGAUCAACAUUCACCUGCAAGGAUCGGUACUGGAUGCUCCGGAAUUGAUGUGGGCAGAACCACAACUGGAACCAGUAUACCAGGCCGUGAGGAGUUAUCUGGAAAUGGACCAGAGAGUUGCGCUGUUGCAGGAGCGAGUGAGCGUCAUUGCGGAUUUGCUUGCUGUUCUGAAGGAUCAGCUGAGUCACACACAUGGUAAGCGAAGGCCUUAGAGGAGGAAGAAGUAAGAUGCCGAGUGCUAACAUGAGUUCCUAGGCGAGUAUCUGGAGUGGAUCGUCAUUGUGUUGAUUGCCGCGGAGAUUCUGGUCGCGGCCAUCAACAUCGUCGUUGACUUGUACGCGGGUGUGGAUUAGGACCGCGAGAGAAGGGUAAAUGUAAGCGAGUCUUCCAUCGAGCGAGGAAGGGCGUGGAUAUGCUAGCGUUUGGCAUUGGGAGAGACGGGAGUAAAUGCUCUCAAUUGCGCGCGAGUGUUGUGUGAGUAGCUGUGGAAUAUGUCUUCAGUGUGCAAACAACGGGAUGAAGAGACGUCUUCAGCAGCAAGAUGGUCUUCGUACCAAUGUAGGAGAUUUCCGUCCAUAUUGACGAUGCGAAAAACAGAUGUAGCUUUAUGUUGACCUCGACGGUACCUGUGUCGCGUUCUCUCGAGCUUUUGAAUGCUUUGACUGACAGAGUCGAGACUGAAUUGCCAGAGUCAGUGAGUGCUGUCACAUGUUAUUCCGGGUGAUCAGCCAAUGGAACAAAGCGGGACGUGGCCGAGAUUUUAGUGGGAUGCUGCUGCAUCGGAGCCUGCCGAAAUUGCCCUUGCCCUCAGAUCUUGACCUCACGUCUCCCUUCGAUGCCAUCACAAUCGUUCUCAGAUUGAAUCUUCCAUUUAACACGUUCAACGCGAAGUCAUACAAGUACCGCAUUUUGACGGAACAGACAUUGGCCUCUUUGAACGCCGCGACGCAGCUCUGAUCCGACCUUCACCGAUUCAGCAUCAGAACACAUCAACCACCGCCAUUUGCAUCUCAGAAUGAGGUAUCCUGUCCCGGUCAUCUCGAAGGCCUCGAAAAUGACCGCCAUGUACUAACUCCAUCCCUCCGUCCAGCCACGAGCCCCGCUUCCUCAAACUCCGCGUCAACCCCAAACCCCUCAGCUACGAGACUCCUCCCUUCCCGUCUCUCUACUGGCCCUUCCCCGUCGACGGACCACAAUGUACUUACCUCUACGAUGCCCGUCCCAUGUGGCGAUUCACCCUCUACUGGACUCUCAUCUUCGUCGGCGGCGUCCAUCUCUUCGCUGCGGCGUAUGCGUGUGUUGCGCAGUGGAGGAAUUGGAGAUGGAUCUGGUUGAGUCUGUUGGGGUUUGCGUUUAUCGGGACGUGUGAGGCGCUUAUUGCCGGGAACAUUGUGGGAGGGCUGUGAGUUGUUUUUUGUUUCGUUCUUUUUGAUGGCAUUGAUGAUGAUGAUGGGUUGAUGCUAAUGUGGCGUUGCGUAGGGUCGGAGCGAUUUACACGACAGGUUUCUUCCGCAUGUCGACUUGGAUUCCUCUCACCUGGGGCAUCAUUAAUGCUUUGGUCUUGAUUUUGUCUUCUUUUGCGAUCCAAGGCGGGCUUUGA
This is a messenger RNA of Lecanosticta acicola, 2986 nucleotides long. NCBI's taxonomy places the organism in Eukaryota, Fungi, Ascomycota, Dothideomycetes, Mycosphaerellales, Mycosphaerellaceae. The record is from the annotation of a GenBank genome assembly.